CGAGCGUGAAUAAAUUGGCUCCUGCUGUCGCUGGUCGCCGCGAUGGGAAAGACAUCCAAGGACAAGCGGGACAUAUACUACCGCAAAGCCAAAGAGCAAGGCUAUCGAGCUCGAUCAGCAUUCAAGCUCAUCCAACUCGAUGAAACGUUUCAUCUGUUGGACGGUGUCACGCGCGUGGUUGAUCUGUGUGCCGCUCCUGGUGGAUGGACUCAAGUGAUUGCCGAACGAUUGCAUCCUGCGUACGUUAAUUGCCCAUCACUUGUCUAAUGGGGUUGCUUCAGGGAGAACCCCGACGUCCAGAUUGUCGCGGUCGACCUCAUGGAGAUGGCGCCACUAGACCACGCGAUUCAGAUCCAAGGAGACAUCACAGCGCAAUCCACGGCCGACGCCAUCAUCGGUCACUUCCACGGUGGCAAGGCGCACCUGGUUGUGAGCGACGGCGCGCCCGACGUCUUGGGGUUGCACGACUUGGACGAGUACCUUCAAGCGCAGUUGGUGCUGGCUGCGCUGAACAUCAGCUUACACAUCCUCGAGGAGGGCGGGACGUUCGUGGCCAAGCUGUUUCGAGGCAAAGAAGUGUCGCGGCUGUACGCCCACCUCGGUCGAUACUUUCGCCACGUUGUGUGCGCCAAGCCCAAAGCAAGUCGCAACUCGAGCUUCGAGAGCUUCGUCGUGUGCCAAGGCCUGCAUUUCUCCCACGGCCCCCCCACCUCCAUGGCCCUAAACUUGUUCGAUCUCCCGUACGAACACGACCAUGCCCGCCUCGCAGGGUCGACCCCCGUCCUCUUCAAAUCGUGCGGGGACGUCGAUGGCUGGGACGCUGACCAGUCGUACCCCAUUGACGACAACAACACGUACGCGCACCAAGAGCCGCUCCAGAAACCCAUCAACCCACCGUAUGCCCUCGCUAAGAAAUCCAAAACAAAGUAAUAUGCUGUCCACACUAAUUCGAGUUUUUACUCUAUUUACCGACGUCCACGAUUUACCGAACAUCCGAAUGCCCGCCCGUCUGGAUGCCACCCACCAAUAUUAUGGGAUAUUGGAAUAUUGAAUAAAAAACAU
This is a messenger RNA of Aphanomyces astaci, 1062 nucleotides long. RefSeq names its product ribosomal RNA large subunit methyltransferase J, variant. The record is from RefSeq and is a predicted model, not a curated record. Gene Ontology annotation, molecular function: tRNA methyltransferase activity. Gene Ontology annotation, biological process: tRNA methylation; cytoplasmic translation. The transcript is spliced from 3 exons. Gene Ontology annotation, cellular component: cytoplasm. Bases 319 to 930 code for a protein of 203 amino acids. NCBI's taxonomy places the organism in Eukaryota, Oomycota, Saprolegniomycetes, Saprolegniales, Verrucalvaceae.